AUGUCUCAUCCAUUCUUAUCAGAGUUUGAUAUCAUUUUUGCUGGAGGCGGUACUACAGCUUGUGUUGUCGCAGGUCGUCUGGCCGAAUGUGAUCCCUCACUCAGGAUCUUAAUUCUAGAAGGGGGUCAACACACCCUCAAUAAAGCUGCCCAUGUUCAGCCCUACCAAUAUUUUACUCAUCAGGCGUCGUCGAGUACCACGAUGACAUUCAACGUUGGAAAUCCCACUUCGCGUCUCAAUGGCCGUGCUCCGAUCGUUCACUGCGCUCAUUGCGUUGGCGGAGGCUCAAGCGUGAACUUCAUGAAUUACACUCGUGCGCCUGCCUCAGAUUUUGAUGAUUGGGGAGUCGACGGUUGGGAAUCUAAGAACUUGAUUCCUCUCAUGAAGAAGCUGGAGACAUACGAGGUGCAAAGCGAUCGUCCAACUCACGGAUACAAUGGACCUAUCAAGGUGUCAUCUGGUGGGUGUCAACUAGAUAUCAGCGAAGAGUUCAUCCGUGUUGGCACGACGUAUCACAAGAGACCCUAUGUCGACGACUCCAAUGAUUUAGAAACUUGCAACGCAUACAGCCCGUGGUUCAAGUACAUUGACGGGACAACAGGACGACGUUCCGACGCGGCCCACCACUAUGUCUACAACCAAGCUCACAACCCGAAUUUACAAAUCUGGGUCGGUAAGCGCGUGAAGCGCGUAAUCUUCGAGGGCAAGCGCGCUGUAGGUGUUGAGUUCACCAACGACCCAGUAUCUUGCCCGGACACGGAUCAGUCGUCAGACUUUGUGAGAGCAUCAAAGCUCGUUGUUGUCUCUGCUGGGGCAUUCGGUUCGCCAGCCAUUCUAGAGAGGUCUGGGAUCGGUGCCGAGGCAGUCCUCAAGCAGUGCAGUAUCGAGCAACUGGUGAACUUACCUGGCGUCGGAGAAAAUUAUCGAGAUCAUAAUGGCGCCUUCGUUCCAUACUUUGCUGCUGAUGGAGCUGUUACCAUGGACCCCCUCUGGCGCGGGGAGGAAAGUGUUGUACAGGAAAACCUUGCUCAAUGGAAAAGUAAUGGCAAGUCACUCAUCGCACAGAAUGGGAGCGAUGCAAUGAUCAAAUGGCGUCCUGACGACGACGAGCUGAAAGCCAUGGGUUCGGCCUUUCAACCCCGGUGGAAGGAGUUCUUCCAGGACCGCCCGGACAAGGCUGUUGCAAUAUUCACUAUCUUUGCGGGAUACCUUGGGUCAAGUGGCCUUCCUCCUCGUAACUAUGUGACUGCCGAAAUUAUCACACUUUACCCUGUAUCUGUCGGCAGUGUUCAUAUCAAAUUGGGAGAGAACGGCAAGGAAGCAAUCGACUUCACUGCAGGCUAUUUAGAUGAUCCGUCCGAUAUUGUGCCUCUUAACUUUGGGUACAAAAAGCUUCGCGAAAUCUAUCGACGCAUGUCUUCCUACCGAGGUGAAAUUCCCGCCUUCCAUCCUCGUUUCCCAGAGGGAAGUGCUGCAGUCUGUGGAGAAGCGACCGGGCCAGUGGAAUUGAAUGCGCCCGACAUCAUCUACACUGCAGAAGAUGACAAGGUGAUCGAACAAUUUCACCGUGACAACAUGCAAACGACAUGGCACUCGCUCGGGACGUGCGCCAUGAAGCCGAGGACAGAUCAAGGAGUCGUCGACGCUCGGCUCAACGUGUACGGCGUGACGAACCUGAAGGUUGCGGAUUUAUCUAUCGCGCCGAAGAAUGUUGGCACGAACACUUAUUUCAACGGCGCUCCUCAUUGGAGAGAAGGCUGCGAUGCUCAUUGCAGAAGACUUGGGUAUUGAUUGCAGACCAUGAACGUCGGUGUGGGGAAAUUGUCUUUGAUGUGCAUCUUCGGAGUGAUUGGGAAUAUGUGUUUGGCGUUUACAUUUCGUGGCCCGUUAGUUUCCAUCAAUUUGUUCCUUCGUAUGAAGCCCCAUAACGUUCUUUCAUCAAUGCAUUCCGGUCGUGCACACAACCUGGACACCCGAAAGACCGGCAGUGAGG
Molecule: messenger RNA, 1993 nt
Organism: Suillus paluster
Lineage: Eukaryota; Fungi; Basidiomycota; Agaricomycetes; Boletales; Suillaceae
Product: GMC oxidoreductase-domain-containing protein
Exons: 16
Coding region: 1-1791 (596 amino acids)
Molecular function (GO): oxidoreductase activity, acting on CH-OH group of donors; flavin adenine dinucleotide binding
Source: RefSeq, a predicted model, not a curated record